This is a messenger RNA of Closterium sp. Naga37s-1, 786 nucleotides long. NCBI's taxonomy places the organism in Eukaryota, Viridiplantae, Streptophyta, Zygnematophyceae, Desmidiales, Closteriaceae. The record is from the annotation of a GenBank genome assembly.
AUGUCCUCUCUUACCCCGACCUCUCAUCCCCAUGCCCAUCCCCACGUGUCCCCCCUUCCCCUCAGUUACAUAGACACCAACUGGUUCACCGGCACUCUCCCCAGCACCAUAGGCGACCUGCCCAUGCUGCAGAACCCGCCAUCUCUUCCCCAUACCCUCUUCCUCUUGACCUUUCCUCCCCACUGCCCUUCCCUCUCCGUCCCUCACCAUCCCCCCACCAGCUACAUAGACACCAACUGGGGGCGCUCAGUUUCGUGCCUCCUUGCCAAAGGUCCUGCCCUCCCCUCACCUACCUGUUACCUGCAGUUCUCCCCUGUUCCCUGCCUUCUUCCUCCCCCCUGCCUCACACCACGCACUCCUGCGGCUGCCUUUGCCGCUGCCCCUGCUCCACACCACUCGUGCAGGUUCAUCAAUCAGAACAGUCUCAGCGGCCCUCUGCCCGCCACCAUCACCUCCCUCACCAACCUGCGCAUCCUGUCAGUCAGCCUCCUGCUCUCCCCUGCACUCGCUCUUCUCUCUCCCCUUCCCGUCCUCUCGUUCCUUGUCAUGCCCUCCUUCAUGAGCAGCAAUCCCUAUCUGGACGGCCCUCUGCCGGCAGACCUGGGCAACAUGUCCUAUUUUCCCCCGCCUACCCAUCUCUUGCCCCUGCUUUCCCUCUCACCCCUCUCCUCCGCCUCCCUCCUUCCCUCCUCCCCACACUGCCUUCCAGCUCUGAUGGACAACUGUCGCUUCACGGGCUCCAUCCCACAGGGCAUCAGCAACCUCAAGGCGCUCACCGUGCUGUAA